AUGUCAGCCAGAAAGGGCUACUUUCUGCCUUGGCCCAAACCCGCCACAAUAAUGUCGUGUUCGGAGAGCGCGGCGGGGAACGCGUUUCUGGUGGAUUCUUUGAUCAGUGGCCGCGCGGAAUCCGCCGCGGCGCACUACAACGCGCCCCACAGCGGCGCGGCUGACGUGCCUUAUGGACUCCAACACUAUGGAUACUUCCCAGGUACGGCCAAGAGGAGCGAACCGGGCCCAGGGGCGUACCUCUCCAGCGUGGACUUGUACAUGGACGCGCAGAGGUCGUGUCGCGUGGACACAGACGCGGCGGCUCCCCCGUGCUCGUUCCCUCAGAACAUUAAAGAAGAGAGCGGUUACUGUCUGUACGAGCAGCCCAAAUGUCCCACAGCAGCCACGGCAGAAGACCUGACGUACUCCCGGCUCACGUCCUCCGCGUGCACACUCAGCGACACUUCUGGAGGCGGCAGGGGCUCGGUGCCAGUGCCGGGCUACUUCCGCUUGUCUCAGACGCACGCACACGCUCAACUUUACAACAGCCCCCAACCGAUCCCUUCCCAACCACACUAUAGCCUGCAUGCCGCCGCUCCUGCCGCGCCUUCCGCUCCUGCCGCUUCUACCGCUCAUUUCCGUGCGCCCUCGAACUCCUCAGCUCCAAAUUCGGCUGUGGAGGAGCAGCCCGCGGGCCCCGGCAGCGCGGAGCCUCACGGGAGCGAGGAGGCGCGUGGGUCCACGGAUGGAGAAGACUCUUCAGCUGAGGACAACGAGGAGCAGGACAAAGACGCAUCAGCAAAGACCAAUAAAGGCGAGUCCAAAGGUGACAGCGCGGGGAACUGGCUGACUGCGAAGAGCGGCCGGAAGAAGCGCUGCCCCUACACCAAGCACCAGACCCUCGAGCUGGAGAAGGAAUUCCUCUUCAACAUGUACCUGACCCGAGAGCGCCGCCUAGAGAUCAGCAAGAGCGUGCACCUGACGGACAGACAGGUCAAGAUCUGGUUCCAAAACCGCCGCAUGAAACUCAAGAAAAUGACCCGAGAAAACCGCAUCCGAGAGCUCACGUCCAACUACGGGUUUUCAUAGACGUGUGAUUUAUAGGCGCGCGCACUGACUCAUGCGUCUGAGCAGCAGCAGCAGAAGAAGAAGAAGAAGAAGAAGCAACAGCAGCAGCAGCAACAGCCCCCAUCUUCCCCCCAAAAACACAACAUGGCGCUGCGGAGACGCCGUGGAGAGCUCUUGUCUGGUUGUUUUCUAAAAGCUCCUAUAAUAAAAUGUAUAGGAGCGCGGGUGGUAUACAAUUUGUACUCUAUAUUGUCCCUUUUUGGAGAGAUAAUUAUACUUUAAAAUACCUAUAUCAAUGGCUCUUAGAUCUUAUUCCCAAUUACGCACAAAUUUUAAUUGGAAUUGCAUGAUGUAAACCAAAUUUCCUUUCAAUCCAGCCCAAAAAACACUUGCGUUUUCAUGUUAUUGCCUAUAUUUCUAAACGUGGCAACAGGAGGAGAUGUUUUUAUGAAUGUAUAUUUCUGUGUACAUACAGCAUUGUGUUUUGUGUAAUGCCUAAUAAAUU
Molecule: messenger RNA, 1555 nt
Organism: Boleophthalmus pectinirostris (great blue-spotted mudskipper)
Lineage: Eukaryota; Metazoa; Chordata; Actinopteri; Gobiiformes; Gobiidae
Product: homeobox protein Hox-A10-like
Biological process (GO): regulation of transcription by RNA polymerase II
Cellular component (GO): nucleus
Molecular function (GO): RNA polymerase II cis-regulatory region sequence-specific DNA binding; DNA-binding transcription factor activity, RNA polymerase II-specific
Source: RefSeq, a predicted model, not a curated record